UCUGUACGAACUGUAGAAUUAAUUAACAGAAUAUUUAGAUACAUUUUAUGUUUUCUUUGUUCACAUCUUUGAAAACCUUUUUUUAUUUAUAUACUAGGAAAUAUAAUAACAUGCAGGAUCCCUUAUCCCCCGCAAAUAAACCACCAGCGGAUAAUGACUUUGAGAUGGAGUGGAAUCUGUUGGGAGAAGAGUGGUCUCUUAUGUCAAUCCCAAACAUUGAGGGACCAAGUCAUUCUUCGUUCGACCCAUAUUUUGCUUUGGAUGGGGAUGAUGCCACGGACAUCAAAAAUUUGGAGCCAAGUAAGGAGACGCAGAUUCUCCAAAAAGACGGGCAUGGGAAACCGAGUAUGUUGAGGAAAUUGCUAAGUCCACCAACCUCAACGAUAACAGCCCCCACCCCCAGAGUAACGUCAGAAAAAGGGGAGUUGAGAGAGGUGGACACGUCAAAUCAAACAAGACGAACCAACAAAAGAAAGUUUGAAACUAUGGCUGGGCCAAUGGAAAGUCAAACUCAGAAUAAAGAGAACGAUUUUGUGGAAACAUUUAGACAGAAGAGACCUCAAAAGUACGCUGCGCUGGAGAGGAGGUGUAGAAGUUCUAACACCAAAAAUGAAAGACCCUUGCUGGGAGAAGAACUCUCUGCUCUCCAGCAGCUGAUAGAUUGUAUGGUCAAAGAUCUGGCCCAGUCGGCCAUCUUAGUAAAUUACAUUACAGAUUUUAUUGAAAAAAACUGUAAAAGAAGAGUGGCAUUUAAAACUCUGUGACAUUACUUUAAAGUGACCGUUUUGAAUAGAUAGAUUGUAUAUAUAAGGAUAUAUUGACUUACUUAUAGAAGAAUUGCUCUUCACCACAUGUAUUCUGUCUACUACUGUAUUAUGUUUAUAUGUAAUAAUUAUGUAUGUUAUAUGUUUUGAAAGACUCUUGCUGGGAGAAGAACUCUCUGCUCUCCAGCAGCUGAUAGACUGUAUGGUCAAAGAUCUGGCCCAGUCGGCCAUCUUAGUAAAUUACAUUACAGAUUUUAUUUAAAAAAAACUGUAAAAAAAGAGUGGCAUUUUAAAACUCUGUGACAUUACUUAAUAGUGACUGUUUUAAAUAGAUAGAUUGUAUAUAUAAGGAUAUAUUGACUUACUUAAAGAAGAAUUGCUCUUCACCACAUGUUG
Molecule: messenger RNA, 1160 nt
Organism: Magallana angulata
Lineage: Eukaryota; Metazoa; Mollusca; Bivalvia; Ostreida; Ostreidae
Exons: 4
Coding region: 48-764 (238 amino acids)
Source: RefSeq, a predicted model, not a curated record